GAAGAUCAUCGUUACGAUAAACUUAUAAAAAAUCAUUUCGGGCUUGUCUCGGGCGCUCGAAGAGUUCACACACUCUUACCUUCCUCCAUCAUGGAUCCUUCAAGAUUGAGACGGAAGUUCGAGCGCUUCCGAAUCCUCAUUAUAGGAAGAGCGAAUGCAGGGAAGACCACCAUUCUCCAGAGGGUUUGCCAGACAAAAGACAACCCAGAAAUAUAUGACAGUGCCGGGAAACAGGUACGCAGCCUGAGUACUAUGAUCCCAGAUAGUGAUGAAUCUUAAUUGAUUGGACGAGAUCAGAUCGAUGCCUCCGUUUUGGCGGCAUCCAGAGAGGUAAGGCGCGCUCGUAGUGGUUAGCAACGUCCUGUGAUGAGUCCUCAGCGUGGAUUGCACAAUAUCGAAAAUGAAAUGGUGUUUCUAACCAACCCGGGAUUCGUUUUUCACGAUUCACGCGGGUUUGAGGCAGGAGGACAAUCUGAAUUCGACAAGGUGAAGGCUUUUAUCGCAAGCCGUUCUAAGGAACUAGCUUUAAACAAUCGAAUCCAUGUCAUAUGGUACUGCAUUCCAAUGGAUGAGGAUAGCAGGUCUUUCACAGAAGCGGAAGUCAAGUUUUUCUCUCAGUGUGACACUGGAAGCAUUCCAGUAAUUGUGUUGUUUACUAAAUUCGACGCCCUCUACGACGAUAUACAUGCAGAGCUAAUGAGCAAGGGAGUAUCAAGGAAAGAUGCUGACGGACUGGCCCCGCAGCACGCCAGAGAGUCAUUUGCCAACGGGCCACAACUAAAGCUUUUGUACAGCAGCAAGGGCGGCCAGCGUCCUCCAAAAUGUCAUAUAUGUCUUCCUGAUAUGGAUAAGGAUGAUGCAGACUGCACGCCGCUCAUUGAACACACGGCUGAAACUUUGGACAAUGAUAUGCUCAAACAGUUGUUUGUCUCCACUCAGCGGACCAACUUGGAGGUGUGCAUCAGAACCGCAGUAAAAAGGACACUUGUGCAGCAAGCAGUCUCAGCUCGCAUAUUUGGGAAAUUUCAGGAUAGUAAGAUUGUAGAUGAAUUGGGUGACUGGUUUCCACAGACUUAUGUGAUUUGUGAGUGAACUGAUCCUAUGUCGAGCUCGAGCCUCGCUGACCCAA
Messenger RNA from Suillus clintonianus, 1129 nucleotides. RefSeq lists its product as uncharacterized. The coding region runs from base 367 to 1092 and encodes 241 amino acids. The record is from RefSeq and is a predicted model, not a curated record. The transcript has 6 exons. NCBI's taxonomy places the organism in Eukaryota, Fungi, Basidiomycota, Agaricomycetes, Boletales, Suillaceae.